Messenger RNA from Anastrepha ludens (Mexican fruit fly), 2130 nucleotides. Its product is annotated as mucin-2. The transcript is spliced from 2 exons. The coding region runs from base 1 to 2130 and encodes 709 amino acids. The record is from RefSeq and is a predicted model, not a curated record. NCBI's taxonomy places the organism in Eukaryota, Metazoa, Arthropoda, Insecta, Diptera, Tephritidae.
AUGGAGACGCGUGUCGGUUUGGGUGGCGUUGGCAGUGGCGGUGGCAGUCGCUACAAAGUGACUGCACGCUGCGUGCCUGAAGUAAGCAUAACCUCACCGACCGAUGGGCAUUAUCAUGAAUUACAGCCACCAUCAUCGAUAUCAUCAGCAUCCCCAUCGACACCAUCGCCACAACAAGCAGCAACAUCUCAUGUGCAUUCACCACAACUCACCAAUCAUCAUUCAACUGAACAGCUGCUACCAAAAGCAACAACACAAUCACCACAUCAACAACAACAUUCAGAAACUCAGCAUCAGCCACAGUCACACCAUAAACAACAACAUAAACAACAUAAGAAAUCGAAGAGCAAAUCAAGUAGUAAUAGCAACAGCCACUGCUAUAGCAACUACAACUACAACAACAUCAACAGCAUUAACAAAAGCAACAGCCACAGCCAAAGUCAAAGCCAACAUAGCCACAAUAGUAGUAACAGUAAAUCUUAUCCGCUGCGCAGUAAGCACACUAACGACAUUUAUUCAUCAGGAGCCACACUGGUGGAGGAGGAGGACUUCAAUGAAUUGACGGCGGUGCCCAGAGCAACAAUUGUGAUAGCGACAAACGCCAACGGUAUAGUGCGCGUGAGUUCGCACACAACUGCCAACGGCAGUAUCGGCACAGGCGUCAACACGGGCACCAGCACUGGCACUGGCAAAGGAACACGUCGCCAACUACCACCACCCUUGAAGUUGACCGCUGCCACAACGUCAAGUCCAACAACGAUUACCGCACCAACGAAAAAUGUGCUACAACGCCAACGGGCGACCCAGCAACAACAACAGCAGCACGCGAGUCCCACAUCAGCCACAUUGAAAUUGACGACCCAAGCCAGCGAGGAGAGCCAACCCACUGAAUUGACGCCUUUGGUGGACGCAGACGACAUAACACUAAGUCAGAGUCCAAUAACGCCUACACCUUCCUCGAAUACGAAUACCGCCAGCUCAACGCAGCGUUCGAAUAGCACAGCGAUCGCCGCUUCUGUGUCGCCUACUAGUGUUGGUGUAGCCGCAGCAUCGCAGUUUGGUGGCGGCUUAACGCCUGCCACAUCCACAGCAACCAUCAUCGCCACAGUCGGUGCCGCAAAUUCGUCGAACGUUUACGGUCAACAGUGCAGUGUGCCGUCUGCCUCGACAGUGCCACCACCUACAGUCGUUGCCGCAGCCGCCGCCGCCGCUGCUACAACCACCACCUACAGCCACAACUCGAAAACGACCCGUUCAUGGCCGGUGAUCUAUCGUAAUCCACAUCACUACGACUACGAAGCACUCUACGUGCAGGCCACCAGCGGUAGCGGAAAACCUUCGAGCGGGAGCAAUCACCACUAUUACCAUCAGCCGCCGAACCAUUAUCAAAUCAGUAGCACCGGUUUUAAGCAGAACUGUUAUUCUAAUCAAUUUGCCCAAUCAAUUUUGUAUACGUCGAGCAAUGAGGACUUGAGCGCGAUCAAUGAGCAAGGCGGUAGCGUGGGCGGACUCAAUGGUGUGGCAGGCGGUACUUCAGGAGGCAGCAGCACCUUCGGUAUUGGCAACGGCCACAGCAACCUUAACAACACAAACAGCAAUACACAAACGACGUGUUACUACUUUGCGCCCAGUCGGCACAACAGCAUUUAUGAACACCCAUCAGCUGUGGUGCACAAUUCACUACCCUUCGAUCCAUCCGCGGCAACAACUGCAGCCGCAGCAGCGGCUGUUGAAAGUUUGAGACGCAGCAAUAGCAUCCUGUUGCGAAAUAGUAGCUGCGCUAAGGCGCUGAACCAAAGCGGCGGAGGCAUUGCCGACGGCACAGGCGGUGGCCUCGGCACGCCAACUUCACUGAACUCGGCUAUGGAAAUGGGUAGUGGAACAGGCGCUACGUCUUUUUGUUCCAACUGCUGCGUCGGUCCACCGCCGGUGCUAUUCCUCUUCGUGACGCUGCUGAUGACCACUAGUGCAACAGCUAUGCUCUGCGCAGCGAUUAUGACUGAUCACUGGGAGCAUGUGACAUGGGAUCGGAACAGCUUGGAUAGGUACACAAAUCGUUCGAGUAUGCAGUUGGAGUGGAUGUUGAACGAUAAGGUAGCGAUGCUAAAGCCGGACAAGAAAGGUAAAUGA